Telopea speciosissima is the source of this 924-nucleotide messenger RNA. RefSeq lists its product as uncharacterized. NCBI's taxonomy places the organism in Eukaryota, Viridiplantae, Streptophyta, Magnoliopsida, Proteales, Proteaceae. The record is from RefSeq and is a predicted model, not a curated record. The transcript has a single exon. The coding region runs from base 1 to 924 and encodes 307 amino acids.
AUGGGAUGCCCGGCAGUGAUUUUCAUUCAAGAAGAGAUCGAUCGAUUUGAAGUUCCGUUUAGGUUUUCGCUCAUCGCCAAGUGUGCAUAUGGAAGGCCGUCCAUCUUCGAGGUGAAGGCAGGUAUUCAGUCCAUGUUCCACCUGGUUGCGGAUGUUGCAAUCUCCAGUUUGGAUCAACGCCCCCUGCUCCUUCGGUUCGUGGAUCAAUCGAAUUUUGUGAAGGUGUGGCUUAAGGAGCAGGUACAUAUCAGAGGCUUUCCCUUUAGAUUUUUCAAGUGGUCUAGGCACUUCAGGCCUGGCACCGAGUCCUCGAUCGUUCCGGUGUGGGUCUCGUUCCCAGGAUUGCUGGUGAACCUUUACCAAGGGAACUACUUGCGCUCGGUGGUGGGUGCAAUUGGGAAUGUCACCAGGGUAGAUGGGGCAACAGCAGGGUGCACGAGAACUGUUGCAACAAGGGUUUGUGUCGAACUGGACCUGAGUGAUCACCACCCGGAGAAAGUUUGGAUCGACUGUGGGGCAGAUGGGUUCUUCCAGAAGGUCAUCUAUGAACGUUUGCCUGCGUUUUGCACUACUUGUUCCAAGGUUGGUCACUUCGCGGAGAAUUAUAGGAGAACGCAGGGGAGGGGUGCUGCCUCGGGUUUGGAUCGUGCAAAGGGUAGGGGCGACAACACAGAGGUGAAGCAGAGUGGCGGCAAUGGAGGUGUGAACCCGGGGGCGGUGGAGCAAGUUGCUGGGCAGGCAUCGGGGGAAGCAGUGGUUUGUGAUGUAGGGGCAAGAGAAGUGAACAGAGCACUGGUGGCUCACUCCAGUGUUUUCACUAGGUUGCAAACCGAUCUGGGAGCGCAUGGUAACCAGGCAGUGGUGGUACGGGACGAGGUAGCUUGUGCGCAGGAUCAUGGUGCGGCUGUUGGGGGGUUUCCCUAG